AGAAUUACAACUUUAGAUAUUAUUUCUCUUUCAUAAUUCCACGAUUUUUGGGGGAAAUCGUGUAUUCUGCUUCACAUUCCCUCGUUAGCUCCACUGUUCUCAGCUCACGCCUCCUUAGAAAAAACGAAAACAAGAGGAAAAAGAUUGCCUUGCUUUUCCGUUAAAGCUUCAAAAUUUCUCGGAAAAGCCUUGGAAUUUAUCUUUCAUGGCAAAUGCGUGGAAAAAGGACAAACCCUCGCAGUUCCACCCAUCCAGGACCAUCUGCUUACUCCUCGUUGGCGCCCUCAUUUUCGUCAUGUUCUUCAUCUAUGUCACCGCCCAACGCUCCAACCUUAACACUAAACCCACCUUCAGUUUGCCAUUCUACCCAAUCACGCCUUUCCAUUGCCUAACGUGCCCUCAAUCCUACCCCGUGAUCGCCAACCUCGUGGAGGGCCUCCGAUACCCCUUCCUUUACUCGCUCACAGACCUGGGAACCCUGCCGGAUAAGCCUCACAAAAACAUUGUCAGAAUGCUCAAAGGAAAACUCUUUCGAAAGCCCGAUAUUUCUGUCUCGAUUCAGGAGGUCCUGGAGAAACUCAGGGGUGAAGGAAGAGAAAAUGGGCUCGUUGUUGAUGUGGGUGCCAAUGUGGGCAUUGCCAGCUUCGCGGCCGCGGCGAUGGGGUUUAGGGUUUUGGCUUUCGAGCCUGUGUUUGAGAAUUUGCAGAGGUUCUGUGAUGGGAUUUAUCUGAAUCGGGUCGAGGAUUUGGUCACCGUGUUCGAGGCCGCAGCGUCGGACCGGACUGGGAACAUUACCUUCUUCAAGUUGGUUGGUCGGCUGGACAAUAGUGCUGUUUCAGCAACAGGUGCAAAGAUGGCAUUCAAAUCCAAUGAAGAGGUAGAAGUUCAAGUGAGGUCCAUCCCCCUCAAUGAAGUAAUCCCAGAAUCAGAGCCUGUGCUUCUGAUCAAAAUAGAUGUUCAGGGCUGGGAAUAUCAUGUGCUAAAAGGAGCCUCGAAGUUACUAAGGAGAAAGGGAAGGAAAGCACCAUAUCUCAUCUAUGAGGAAGAUGAGCGAUUGUUGCAAGCCAGUAAUAGCAGUGCCAAAGAGAUUCGAGAUUUCCUCCAAACUGUGGGUUAUAGUCAUUGCACAAAGCAUGGUACAGAUGCCCACUGCACCAAGACAGAUUGACAUAGUUUUCUACAUUGAAGAUUGCUAUGAGAAAUGUAGCCCCACUACAGUGUUUUUGGUGGCUUACCUACAUGAUUUUGGGCACUGAAAGGCAUACAACAACGAAUCUUCAAGAGUGGAAGGUGAGACAAAUUGUCAUAGGACACCUUUGUUACAGGGUUCGCAGCUGCGUGGUUGAGAGUCAGCUUCCUUGCUGCUCAGAGGAAAACAUCCAUGCAGGAAUUGAUGAUACAUGUAUGCAGAGUUUUGGUAUUGAAGAAGCUGCUGUGCCCUUGCUUGCCAGUUGGUCUUGUUUAGGUUUGUUGGCUGUGCUUUUAUUUGUAUGCUUUAAAAUCCAAAAUUCAUUACCUUUUGUUAAUUGAUAGAUGCAACAUAAAAUUCUUUACUUAUUUGAUAGAUGCCUUGAAAUGUUGGGGAAUGCAUUGAGGUACAGGUGGCCAUGAUGAAUUACUUGGCUUACAGUUUAUAGUGAA
Molecule: messenger RNA, 1641 nt
Organism: Juglans regia (Persian walnut)
Lineage: Eukaryota; Viridiplantae; Streptophyta; Magnoliopsida; Fagales; Juglandaceae
Exons: 2
Coding region: 206-1168 (320 amino acids)
Source: RefSeq, a predicted model, not a curated record